AUGCCAAAAUUCCAAUCGACUGCCCUUUUGCUGCUUGGCUUCUCAGCAGUGGUUUUCGCGUCUGCGGGCUCGGACUCAUCGGUAGGGAACAACGAGGUCGAUCCAGAUGUGGCGGCCAACGAUCCAAAGACCGCAUUUUUGUUUGCUAUUUCGAUGAUUAUCGUUUCAGAAAUUGGUGACAAAACUUUUUUGAUUGCAGCUUUGAUGGCAAUGCGAUAUUCGCAUCUGCUGGUGUUUUCUGCCUCAGCCUCAUCCCUCUUUAUUAUGACGAUUUUGUCGGGACUUGUGGGCCGCACUUUCACCACGCUUGUGCCAGUCUCCUAUACCAAAUUCAUGGCCGGUAUUUUAUUCCUAGUUUUUGGGUACAAGCUAACUAUGGAGGGACUAUCCAUGUCCAAAGAUGUCGGUGUUGAGGAGGAACUAGCUGAGGUGGAGGAAGAAAUUGCCGUCACAGAUAUCAACAAAGAAAUGGACAACGCCGAGCAGGGAAGUGACAACGCUGUUUCGUCCAAACCAACGUAUUCGAACAACAAAUUGCUCAACAACUUCAUCAUCCGAACUAAAAAUCUGUUUUCCUACAUCCUUUCUCCUGUCUGGGUUAAUAUUUUCUCAAUGGUGUUUUUUGGAGAAUUUGGAGACCGUUCUCAGAUCAGUACCAUUGCCAUGGCUUCCGGCAGUCACUAUUGGUCGGUGAUAUUCGGUGCAGUUAUAGGACACGCCAUUUGCACGGGCAUAGCCGUUAUUGGAGGUAAACUUCUUGCCGCUAAAAUCAGCAUGAGAACUGUCACAUUGGGCGGGGCGUUUUCUUUCAUAGUGUUUGCCUUCGUAUAUAUCGUCGGGGCAUUCAACGAGGCCUGA
Messenger RNA from Lachancea mirantina, 858 nucleotides. The record is from the annotation of a GenBank genome assembly. Lineage: Eukaryota; Fungi; Ascomycota; Saccharomycetes; Saccharomycetales; Saccharomycetaceae.